UUCAUUUUAUUUAAAAAAAUGAGCCUUUUUUACGAAGAUGGCACCGAAAACUAAGAAGGAAGCCUCUGCGCCUCCCAAAACUGAAGCCAAAGCAAAGGCAGCGCUGAAAGGCGUCCAUAGCCACAAAAAAAAGAAGAUCUGCAUUUCACCGGCCUUCCAGCGGCCCAAGACACUGAGGCUGCGAAGGCAGCCCAAAUAUCCUCGGAAGAGUGCCCCCAGGAGAAACAAGCUGGACCACUAUGCCACCAUCAAGUUCCCUCUGACCACUGAGUCAGCCAUGAAGAAGAUAGAAGAUAACAACACACUUGUGUUCAUUGUGGACAUCAAGGCCAACAAGCACCAGAUCAAACAGGCUGUGAAGAAGCUCUAUGACAUUGAUGUGGCCAAGGUCAACGCCUUGAUUAGACCCGAUGGAGAGAAGAAGGCAUAUGUUCGACUGGCUCCUGACUAUGAUGCUUUGGAUGUUGCCAACAAAAUUGGGAUCAUAUCAACUGAGUCCAGCUGGCUAAUUCUAAAUAUAAGUUUUUUCACCACACACACACACAAAAAAUGAAACAUUAUUAUGUUC
This is a messenger RNA of Loxodonta africana (African savanna elephant), 568 nucleotides long. RefSeq names its product large ribosomal subunit protein uL23-like. Bases 38 to 553 code for a protein of 171 amino acids. Gene Ontology annotation, molecular function: structural constituent of ribosome. NCBI's taxonomy places the organism in Eukaryota, Metazoa, Chordata, Mammalia, Proboscidea, Elephantidae. Gene Ontology annotation, biological process: translation; ribosomal large subunit assembly. The transcript has a single exon. Gene Ontology annotation, cellular component: cytosolic large ribosomal subunit; ribosome. The record is from RefSeq and is a predicted model, not a curated record.